This is a messenger RNA of Cadophora gregata, 666 nucleotides long. RefSeq lists its product as uncharacterized. The record is from RefSeq and is a predicted model, not a curated record. Gene Ontology annotation, biological process: NADPH regeneration. Gene Ontology annotation, molecular function: NAD binding; NADP binding. The coding region runs from base 1 to 666 and encodes 221 amino acids. NCBI's taxonomy places the organism in Eukaryota, Fungi, Ascomycota, Leotiomycetes, Helotiales, Ploettnerulaceae. The transcript has 2 exons. Gene Ontology annotation, cellular component: mitochondrial inner membrane.
AUGAUAAACUCGUCGACUAUGCGGCCGGCAAUCAUGCCUUGUCGCGCUGGCAUGCGAUCUACGAAUACUACUCGCGCAAGUCUAGGACUUCUAGCUCGCCAUGUCCGUCCCCUCUACCGUCCAGCUCAGAAAUGGAACGACAGGAAGCAAUUGCGCCCUCGAGUCUCAGCAAUUAUCCCCGCCCGACACGGCACCGUCCUAUCCACCAACGCCGAGCCCAUUCCCCCCGUCACCUCGACCCCAUACUCCGAACUUACUAUCGGCGUCGUGCGCGAGACAUACCCCAACGAGCGGCGCGUGGCAAUCACACCGCAGAACGCAGCGCUGCUUCUCAAGAAAGGCUUCAAGCGCGUGCUGGUCGAGCGAGGAGCCGGAACAGAAGCUCAAUUCACCGACCAGGCAUACGAGAAAGCGGGCGUGACAUUGGGCGAGAGCAGGACGGUGUGGUCGGAGAGCGAUAUCCUGUUGAAAGUGCGGGCGCCGAGUUUUGAUGGGGCGAUGAGCGAGGUGGAUCAGUUGAAGGAUGGGGGCACGAUCAUCUCGUUCUUGUAUCCGGCGCAGAAUAAGAAGGUGGUGGAGAAGUUGGCGAAUAGGGGGACGACAAGCUUUGCUAUGGAUAUGAUUCCUAGGAUUUCGAGGGCUCAGGUUUUUGAUGCGUUGAGGUAG